GAGACGAGAGCGCGAGCAGGCGCUCCGGUCCGUUUGUGCGCAACAAUGGAGACGCGCGUUCAUGGCAGUUAGAAAACAACGGCUUUGUUUCUAUUUAAGGAAAAGAUGCGCGGCAGCAUCCACGGAUCAGAACACGCAUGAUGGGGGAUAGGAGCUGAAAACCGCCUGUGGUUGCAACAAAGUGCCGGAUUGUUAAUUUAAAGGAGGAAAAACAAACUAUUAAUUGCUUUCUUGCUUUUUGCACUCCAUCAGCUCUCCGGAGGAGGGAGGACAAUCAUAAAGAAGACGUUUUCCGCCGCAAAAGUGGGUUAAAAAAAUUAAUCUGGCUGCUCCUUUCCAACAAAAUUGUUAUUUGGAUCGGGAGAUGGUUCUGAGGUGUUGCUGAGACCCCUGGAGAGGCUUUGACACUGAAGACGGGCACCGGAGGCGCACCGCGUCUCCUCAGGCGGCGUUUUACGCACCGCACCACCUGGAAACGACGCGCUCCGCAGCUCUCCCCCUUUUCCUCCCCUGCUCCUCGCUCCUUCGUCCUCGGCCUCCUCUUCAGUCCUUCGAUUUUCAAGCUGUGGUGGACUUUAUGACCACGACAACAAAGUGAUCAUGCGAUGACUGCGCGCGGUUUGGGCACAUCUCCAGGGUCCAUUACAGGAGCUGAAUGAUGGCCGAGGAUGAGGGAAAUCUCUCCGGGGCCCCCGAGUCCAGGGGCUCGGAGGGUCGCUCCACUCUCCCGAGGACUUUCAUCCGGCUCAACGACCUGUCCGGGGUCGGGGCGGGAAGCAGAGAGCGCGCCGAGGCGGAGCCGGUGGCUGCCCCGGAAUCCCCGGCGUCCCCAGCGCCCGACGGGAUUUCUACCGCCGGUGAGGACGCGUCAGCGAGCGGCGACGAGAGUUUGCCCUACCCCACUCUGGCUCCCGUGGUCUUCUUCUACCUGAAACAAACCACGCGGCCUCGGAGUUGGUGCCUCAAAAUGGUCUGCAACCCCUGGUUCGAGCGAGCGUCCAUGUUGGUGAUCCUGCUGAACUGUGUGACACUGGGCAUGUUUCAUCCCUGCGAGGACAUUGUCUGUGACUCUGAGAGGUGCAAGAUCCUUCAGGACUUUGAUGACUUUAUCUUUGCCUUCUUUGCCAUCGAGAUGGUGAUCAAGAUGGUAGCUCUGGGGAUUUUUGGGAAGAAGUGCUACCUUGGAGACACGUGGAACCGCUUGGACUUUUUCAUCGUCGUGGCCGGGAUGUUGGAAUAUUCUCUCAACCUGCAGAAUGUAAGUUUUUCAGCGGUGAGGACGGUCCGUGUGCUGAGGCCGCUCCGAGCCAUCAACAGAGUGCCGAGUAUGCGUAUCCUGGUCACCCUGCUGCUGGACACCCUGCCCAUGCUAGGAAAUGUGCUGCUGCUCUGCUUCUUCGUCUUCUUCAUAUUUGGCAUCGUGGGAGUCCAGCUGUGGGCCGGCCUGCUCAGAAACCGCUGUUUUGUGGAAGACAACUUCUCCUUCCCUCUGGCAGUCGAGCUCGGAAAAUACUACCACACUGAAAACGACGACGAGAACCCCUUCAUCUGCUCUCAGCCCAGAGAGAACGGCAUGAGGGACUGCGGCUCGGUGCCCACCCUGUACGAGGAGGGAGGCCUGCAGUGCAAACUGGACAUGUACUUUUAUAACAGCACUGACAACACCACCUGUGUCAACUGGAACCAGUACUACACCAACUGUUCUGCUGGGCCCUUCAACCCGUUUAAGGGCGCCAUCAAUUUUGACAACAUCUGCUAUGCCUGGAUUGCCAUCUUUCAGGUGAUCACCCUGGAGGGCUGGGUUGACAUCAUGUACUUUGUGAUGGAUGCUCACUCCUUCUACAACUUCAUCUAUUUCAUCCUGCUUAUCAUUAUUGGCUCAUUUUUCAUGAUCAACCUGUGCCUGGUCGUCAUUGCCACUCAGUUCUCAGAGACUAAACAGCGGGAGAGUCAGCUGAUGAAGGAGCAGCGGGUGCGCUUCAUGUCUAAUGCCAGCACUCUGGCCUCUCUUUCUGAGCCGGGUUCCUGCUACGACGAGCUGCUUAAAUACCUGGUGCACAUCAUCCGUAAGGGGGCCAAGCAGGUCGCCCACAUCUGCAGGGUCUUGGCUCGGCGUGGCGGGCUCAACAUAGCAGCAUCACCUCCCGCCGUGGAGCCACAACGCAGCCAGAGCCAGAGGCGGAGGAGGAAGUUAUCCCGGCAGGGUUCUGUGUCUGUUCAUAACUUGGGGCACCAGCAUCACCACCUCCACCAGCACCACUGCUACCACCUGCGGAAUGGCAGUGUCAGACGAGGAGGCAGCUUUAGAGGUCUAGAGAGCAAGGAUGUGGAGGCUGGUUCUCAUAACAACAAUGGAGGAGCUCGCCUAGCAACCACAUCUACCGGCCAUCUCACGGUGGCGCUGCCCUUUCCCGUGACAGGAGCCACCUCUGAGUCCAAUCUGGCCACUUUAACCAAUCCCGUUGUGGGAGACACUAAGUCAUCUUCAUUUCGGAGUGUAUACCGUACAGACAACCUCUCUGAAGCUCUUUGCUGUACACCCAGCAUUCAAGGGAAGAUCCCAGGCCCCUUCUCCCUGGCCCCCGCACCCGUAUCGAGGGCUAUGAAGAGGAACUCUGUGCCCUUUGCUGCUCCAGCACCUAAGAACUACCCCACUCUGCAGGCCAGAGCCCUGGCAGAAUCCAGAAGAGGCAGUCUUGCAGGCAGCACUUUAACUCACUUCAACUUCAACCUCAACAUCCCACCCAUGCCCACAGAGAGGCAACCUCAGAGUCUGCUGGACCCCCAUAGUCCCACAGCCCAGCUCCCCUGCCAGCUGUCAGCUCACGACCUCAGCACCGCAGAGAGCGCGGUCGACACGGCCGCUUUCACAUUAGACCCCGAGAGUUGCCCAUACUGUGCCAAGGCUCUGGCCAACGAGGCCGAGGGAGGCGCCGAGGGCAACAGGACCCCCGGCGACUCUGACAGUGACGGCAUAUAUGAGUUCACGCAGGACCUCCACCACAGGGACAGGCGAGACAGCCGGCAGACCAAGAAGAAGCACUGCAGGCUGGGCAAGCCCGCGGCUCAGGCCGUGCACUUCUGGAGGCUGGUGUGCGACACGUUCAGGAAGAUCGUGGACAGCAAGUACUUUGGCCGUGGGAUUAUGAUCGCAAUCCUGAUCAACACUCUGAGCAUGGGCAUCGAGUACCACGAGCAGCCUGAUGAGUUGACCAAUGCACUGGAGAUCAGCAACAUUGUGUUCACCAGCCUGUUCUCCCUUGAGAUGCUCUUAAAGGUUUUGGUCUAUGGGCCCUUCGGCUACAUCAAGAACCCCUACAAUAUCUUUGAUGGCAUUAUUGUGGUCAUCAGUGUUUGGGAGAUCGUGGGUCAGCAGGGUGGCGGUCUGUCAGUGCUCAGGACCUUCCGGCUGAUGCGGGUUCUGAAGCUGGUCCGUUUCAUGCCGGCGCUGCAGAGGCAGCUGGUGGUGCUGAUGAAGACUAUGGACAACGUGGCCACGUUCUGCAUGCUGCUCAUGCUCUUCAUCUUCAUUUUCAGCAUCCUGGGGAUGCAUCUGUUCGGCUGUAAGUUUGGGUCGGAGAGAGACGGAGACACGCUGCCAGACAGGAAGAACUUUGACUCUCUCCUCUGGGCCAUCGUCACCGUCUUCCAGAUCCUGACCCAGGAGGACUGGAACAAGGUCUUAUAUAACGGCAUGGCCUCCACCACCCCCGUCGCUGCGCUCUACUUCAUCGCUCUCAUGACCUUUGGGAACUACGUCCUCUUCAACUUGCUGGUGGCUAUCUUGGUCGAGGGUUUUCAGGCAGAGGAAGUGUCCAAGCGGGAGGAGCUGCAUGUCCAGCUGAGCCUUGUUCAGCUGCCUAUAGACUCUGGGGGUGAUGCUUCUAAAUCAGGUUCAGAGGUUGAUUCCUUUGCUCGCAGUAUGGAGGACGUUAAUGGCAGCAAGAAGAAUUUAUCAGCCUCUGCAGUAGUGCCUGUAAAUGGGCACGUGGACCUGAAGACCAACCUAACUCCUCCUCUAAUUACGCACACGGCGGCCACCCCCAUGCCUGUACCCAAGUUGCCCAUUGGGGGUGACCCGCUCCUGGGCUACGAGUCUCGGCGAGGAAGCAACGUCUCCACAGACCCAGCCGGCCAUGACAAAUCACCGACCAGUGUUCGCAGUUGUUCCCCCUAUGCCCCAUGGAGUUCGGGCAGUGGCUGGACCAGCCGUCGUUCCAGUUGGAACAGUGUAGGUCGAGCUCCAUCACUCAAGCGCCAGAAACGGCAGUCUGGGGAGCGACGGUCACUCCUCUCAGGGGACGGUGGCUCCAGCUCAGAAGAUGGGGAAGCUGCAGCUGAAGAUUGCUUGAUGGAGGAUGAUAAUACCUCCAUUUCCAGGACAGACUCCAUGUCCCAUUCACAGAGAGGACCGCGGCACAGGAGGAUGGAGUCAGUGGAGACUCGGAGCUCCAUGGAUUUGCCUCCCGACGCUUUGCUGCAGGUGCCAUAUCUGUAUCGGUCUGCCAGUAUGCACAGCUCCAGACCGACAUCUCUCAGCCACCUACGGCCCCCAGAGCACACUGACUGUAAUGGAAAGGGCUCCCCGUGUAUCAUGGGCUUCACUCACGUCUCCUUGGAGGACAACACUGAAGAUGAUAAUGCAGAAGAGGAGGUCCACCUGGGGCAUUUUGGCAGACUGUUCCACUGGCUGGAGAAGAAACAGCCAGCAUGGUGUCGACAGAGAGACACCUGGUCACUCUACCUCUUCCCUCCAGAGUCCAGGUUUCGGAUCCUGUGCCAUAAGAUCAUCACCCACAAAAUGUUUGACCAUGUGGUGCUGGUCAUCAUCUUCCUGAACUGCAUCACUAUUGCCAUGGAGAGGCCUCGUAUCGAACCCAGCAGUGCUGAGAGACUCUUCUUGACAUUGUCCAACUACAUCUUCACUGUGGUUUUUGUGGCUGAGAUGACCGUAAAGAUUGUAGCGCUGGGCUGGUGUUUCGGGGAUAAGGCCUACCUAAGGAGUAGCUGGAAUAUUCUAGAUGGGAUGCUGGUGCUUAUUUCUGUCAUUGACAUCCUGGUGUCACUCAUCUCCAACUCCGGUACCAAGAUCCUGGGCAUGCUGAGAGUGCUGAGGCUGCUACGGACCCUUAGACCGCUUCGUGUCAUCAGUAGGCAGCCCCGGCCCAUGAAGCUGGUGGUGGAGACCCUCAUGUCCAUCUCUGAAGCCCUCGGCAACAUUGUGGUCAUCUGCUGUGCCUUCUUCAUCAUCUUUGGCAUCCUCCCGCCUCAGCUCUUCAAAGGGAAGUUCUUUGUAUGUCAAGGAGAAGACGUGAGGAACGUCACCAACAAGUCGGACUGUCUGCAGGCCAACUACAAAUGGGUUCGACACAAGUACAUUGACAAUCUUGGACAGGCUUUGAUGUCUCUGUUUGUCCUGGCAUCAAAAGACGGCUGGGUGGACAUUAUGUACGAUGGACUGGAUGCGGUAGGAGUUGAUCAACAGCCAAUAAUGAACUACAACCCGUGGAUGCUCCUCUACUUCAUCUCCUUCCUGCUGAUUGGCCUUCUUGUGCUCAACAUGUUUGUGGGCGUGGUGGUGGAGAACUUCCACAAGUGCCGGCGCCACAGGAGGCCGAGUGAGGCCAAGCAGGAGGAGAAGAGACUGAAACGCAUGGAGAAAAAGAGACGGAGUAAGGAGAAGGAGCUGGCUGAAGCUCAGAAUAAGCCGUACUACUCCGAUUACUCCCCCACCCGCCUGAUCAUACACAAGAUGUGCACCAGCCACUACCUAGACCUGUUCAUCACCAUCGUCAUCGGGCUCAACGUCAUCACCAUGUCCAUGGAGCACUACCAGCAGCCCAAGGAGUUGGACGAGGCGUUGAAGAUCUGUAACUACAUCUUCACCCUCAUCUUCGUUCUGGAAUCUGUCUUCAAACUGGUGGCUUUUGGCUUCCGGCGCUUCUUCAAGGACAAGUGGAACCAGCUGGAUCUGGCCAUCGUGCUGCUGUCCAUCAUGGGAAUCACGCUCGAGGAGAUUGAGGUCAAUGCUUCGCUGCCCAUCAACCCCACCAUUAUUCGCAUUAUGAGAGUGCUGAGGAUCGCACGAGUGUUGAAGCUGCUGAAGAUGGCAGUUGGGAUGAGAGCUUUGCUCGACACCGUUAUGCAAGCCCUGCCUCAGGUGGGGAAUCUGGGACUCCUCUUCAUGCUUCUCUUCUUCAUCUUCGCAGCACUGGGAGUGGAGCUGUUUGGUGAUUUGAUCUGUGAUGAGCUUCACCCAUGUGAGGGUCUGGGCCGCUACGCCACCUUCAAAAACUUUGGUAUGGCGUUUCUGCUGCUCUUCAGAGUGUCGACCGGAGACAACUGGAAUGGCAUAAUGAAGGAUACGCUGAGGGACUGCGCCCAUGAUACCAGCACCUGCUACAACACUGUGGUCUCUCCCAUCUACUUUGUCUCAUUCGUCUUGACCGCACAGUUUGUCCUCGUCAAUGUGGUGAUAGCCGUGCUGAUGAAACACCUGGAAGAAAGCAACAAAGAAGCCAAGGAGGAAGCGGAGAUGGAGGAAGAGAUGGACCUGGAACUCCGUACAGACAUGGGAGAUGUGACAACAAGGUCACCCCAGCUCAACCCUCUGCCACUGUGCAUAGACAGGACAAGUUCUGGGGGGUCUCCAUGGAGGUCCACUGGUUUGGGGAGCAGGGAGCAGGAAAGGUGCAGUCCCAUGGACUCACCUACUGCUGAUAUAAACAGAGACUCAGUACACAUCACAGCAGAUCCACCUUCCUACCUGGAGCCCCCGCUGGAGCGGAGGGCGCUCUUUGACUCGGUCUCCCUGGUCGUCCAGGGUUCGAUGGAGGGGGAGUUGAGUUUGAUGGACAACCUGUCCGGCUCGAUCUGCCACUACUACGCGCUGCCCCCCGAGCCCAGUGAUCACGCCACCGACAAGAAGAUUCCUCUAGCGGAGAUGGAAGCUCUGUCUCUGGCCUCUGAGAAAUCCUGGUCCCUAACUCUGACAGACGACUCGGCCCCCGAUGAUUUUAACCCCUUCUUUCUAACCAGUCUGGAAUGCAAUCCAGAGCAGAUCGAUCCUGGGGAGGAGCCACUGGAGGACAACCUGCUCAGCGUCAGGAAGUCCACAGUGGGACGCACACACUCCCUGCCCAACGACAGCUACAUGUUCCUCCCCCAGCAGCCCUUUGGACACCCAGCUCCAGCUCCAGCACACCUUCUAGCACAGAUGCAGGGGCUCCAGCACAGACUGGGUACCCAAAGCGCCCAAUUAGGCUCUAGGGGCUCGGUGCGUUCACAGCCAGAGGGGUUUUCUCAGCAGCUCACCGUCCCCACAGACCUCUUCAGGCCCAUCAGCCCCAACAGUCACUCAGAUUCUGAGAGCAUACUUCGGCUACCACCUCCCAGACGCACACAUCCAUUCAGCCGCACACUUCGCAGACAGGUUGCCGUGUCUACUGACUCCCAGGAGGCCCUGUGUCUAUAUGGAGGGCAAGAAAAAGAGGGACACCUGAACGUGGCCUCUCUGGGUCUCACUCCAUCACCCUCCUCCUCACCCUCACCCUGCUCCCAUCUGCAGCACCACCCUGCCGUUUGCUUCGUUCCGGCCACACCAGGCGCCUCACCCAAACCUGCACGCCCCAGCACGGUGCACACUCAGCACUGCCUUGCCUCCUACCCCUCCUCCACAUCUCCUCUGCGCUUACUAGCAAGGCCACACCCACAAGAAGAGGCCUCAGUAGAUCAGGAGGUGUCUCUGAUUACAGGAGCAGGGUUGGCCGGCAGCGAUGACAUAAUCAGGGCUGCAGGUUUGAGCUCAGAAACAGCGGACGACAGCAGCGACGGCGGCAACGACGGGUACAGCAGCUACGCGAGCUGCCACGAUGGCCGGAGUCCGUGCCUGAGGCAGCUGAAGAGAUUCCAUAGCGCUGACACGCAGGGCGGCAGCACCUUCCUUUCUCGCCCGCGUCCUUACUCCUGGUUGGACGACCUGCGGCGCCACUCCGUGGAGGUCUGCCCCUCCGUGGACUCCAGUCCCCAGCGCAGCACCACCUCCACAUCCUCCGGCUUUGUGUCGCGGACAGACAGCUUGCAGAUACGUAGCCAGACCCCCACUCAGACCUUGUUACCUUCUCCCCGACGUAAGAAAAAGAUGAGCCCACCCUGCAUCUCCGUGGACCCGCCUGAUGGACUUGAGCCCCAGUCCAGCCUUUACCCAGGCCUGGCGGGGCUCAGUGGCAUGGCGCUCGGGGGGUUAGGGAUGCCCCCUCCUCUCCCUGGCACGGACACCUGCCUGAGGAGGAGAGCGCCCUCUAAUGACUCUAAGGAUUCGUUCGACUUGGGAGUCGGAGAGGGUUCAGGGCAGGACGGCGGCUCGCCCAACCCCAAACUGUUGACUCUUCCCAGUUUCUCCUUUGAGAAGUCGAGCUCAGAGCACUGAACAAAC
Messenger RNA from Thalassophryne amazonica, 8434 nucleotides. It is a transcript of the gene cacna1g, whose product is annotated as calcium channel, voltage-dependent, T type, alpha 1G subunit. Lineage: Eukaryota; Metazoa; Chordata; Actinopteri; Batrachoidiformes; Batrachoididae. Gene Ontology annotation, molecular function: voltage-gated sodium channel activity; low voltage-gated calcium channel activity. Gene Ontology annotation, biological process: calcium ion import; membrane depolarization during action potential; calcium ion transmembrane transport. Gene Ontology annotation, cellular component: plasma membrane; voltage-gated sodium channel complex; neuron projection. The record is from RefSeq and is a predicted model, not a curated record.